AUGGACGUAAAGUCGGAUUCCAUCGCUUUUUUUGUUGUUGAGAAACUGUCUGCGUUAUCAAUCCCUAAAAAGAAACAUGUUCUUUUUUCUUUUAAACCUGAAAAUCCUCUUGACAGCACAGUAGAAAUAAGGGGUUUCCAGUUUCUUAAGGGAGGCGCUGUUUCCAACUUUAUAAAGCGAAUAGAAACUAUAAACAAAAUAAAGAAUAACCCGCCUUCCGCUGAGCUUAACUCAAAGCUGCACACAUGCGAUAAUAACAAUAAAACGAAUAAAGGUGCGUCUGUGAAGGAAGUUUCUUUUCCCAAAACUUUGAGAUCUAAUUCUGUAUUCUCUAGCCAGUCUGCUUUACAUAACUUAAGCUUCCCAGCGAAACCCAGUUAUCCAAUAACUACAAAAAGGGUCCCUUCGGUUGAUAAUUUGACACUUUCUAAAUCUCUUACCUCGAGCACUUCGCAAGAUUUAACGGUUGGCCGGAACCGUUCUGUGCCUGCGAAGGAGUCUCUUGAGAUCGUGACUGAUCUGGAAAGGAGAAGGCUUAUUAAUCGCCUUAACAUUGAAACAGCCAAGUAUCAAAGAAAGCUGAAAGAGUUGGAACUACAAAAUAGUAAAGUUUUACAAGAAAGAGAUUCUUAUCUAGAGCAACAAAGGAUUGAAAAGGAGUUAGAAAUUCUAAAGCAGACUCAACUUUUGCAAGAGGAGCUUGAAAAACAAAAGAAAUCUUUAGAAGAAACUCAGCGUGUUCAACUCGCGAAGCACCAAGAGCUUAUUGAACUCGCUCGUAAAGAAACUGAGCGUUUAGUAAAGCAGCGGAACGAACUUGAGGAGAAGCUAAAGGAGGAGACUUUUAAGCAUAAACAAGCAUUGGAAGAAGAGAAGUUAAAAUUAACUAUUGCUGCUCAGCAAGUUAAUUCCAGUAAGAUUCUUGAGCCGCAUAAGCAAACAUUGGGAGAGCAAACAUUGGAAGAAGAGGGGGAAAAAAUAAUUAUUGCUGCCCAGCAAGUUAAUUCCAGUAAGAUUCUUGAGUCUAGGACUUUGCUUAAGCCGGUAGAUCACCUGGAAAACGGCGGGGUAACCGUUACUCCCGACUUGUCGUUGAAGUUAUCUCACCCUUCUGCUCCACCUUCCCCGUCAACCUUAGAACAGUCUUAUAAACUUUUUCCAAAGCUUUGUUUUAGCGCUGAAGAUUUGACAGAAGGCUCUAAAAAAUUAAAAAAACAACACGCGACUCUGCUCCCUGCAGAAGGUGUCUCUUUAACCACUUUAAAAGCUGAUGAAAAUCCGUUGGCAGCCAUUCUACACGCUUUAGAUAAAAGAGCCUCUGUUAUGCACGACGAGGAUGGUGAUGUUGACGAUUUUUUAGAUAACUGGGGGUGGUACCUCGGUGCCUGCAAGCAACAUUUUUCGUAA
Messenger RNA from Zophobas morio, 1407 nucleotides. Its product is annotated as synaptonemal complex protein 1-like. Lineage: Eukaryota; Metazoa; Arthropoda; Insecta; Coleoptera; Tenebrionidae. The record is from RefSeq and is a predicted model, not a curated record. The coding region runs from base 1 to 1407 and encodes 468 amino acids. The transcript has 7 exons.